CCGAGCAGAGUCCUAGGAAAACAGCCCGGCUGGGCUGAAACCUGGCCGGGGACGGGCAAUGCGCCCGCCCCGCGGUGCAGCCUUGGCCCUCUGCUUAAUUACCCUCCCCAGGAAAGUCCCUGAGCCUUGAGCCAGCAGGGACCGGUCCAGCCCCCGCAUUUCCCGGCAUCUUCUAAUCAUGGGCCAGCUGACGUUUGAGGAGGUGGCCGUCUGGUUUUCCCGGGAGGAGUGGGAAAUGCUGGCAGACUGGCAGAAGGAGCUGUACCGGGCUGUGAUGCUGGAGAACUAUGAGAAUCUAUUUCUUCUAGCAGGCCAUGCAGAUGCCAAACCUGAGAUCAUAACCAAACUUGAACGAGGGGAAGAGCUGGGUGUCGGGGACCAGCAGGCCCCGGAGGGGAAAGAAAUUCUUCCAAAUGCUUCCAGGGGGAAUUGGUCCAGGAAGAAAACUAAAAGCGAGUCGGACCUGCAAGAAUGUCGUGGAAAUCCAGAAGCUCAAGGGACCUCAUCAAAAACGUUCAAAGAGAAAGUUUUGUGCAAACAAACCAAAAGAUCCAGCAAACUCUCCAGCGACCCUGAUCUCCAGAGCUGCAGCACAAAAGAGAAGCUGCUGAAAUGUACCGAGUGUGGGAAAAGCUUCACCAGGAGGCAGAAUCUGAGCACGCACAAGAGAAUCCACACUGGAGAGAGACCUUAUGAGUGCAGCGAAUGUGGGAAGAGGUUCAGCCGCAUGCAGCACCUCGUGUCGCACCAGCGAAUCCACACGGGCGAGCGACCCUACCAGUGCACCGAGUGUGGGAAGCGCUUCAGCCAGAAGUCCAACCUCCUCACGCACCAGAUCAUCCACACGGGGGAGAGGCCCUUUAAAUGCACAGAGUGUGGGAAAAGGUUCAGCCAGAGAAUCUACCUGACCCAGCACCAGAAAACCCACACGGGAGAGAAGCCGCAUAAAUGCCUGGAGUGCGGGAAGAGUUUCAUCCAGAGGAAGGUGCUCCUGACGCACCAGAAAAGUCAUGCCGGGGAGGGAGGGCCCUACCUAUGUGCCGACUGUGGGAAAUGCUUCACCACACGGCCAGGGCUGAGGUAUCACCAGAGAAUCCACACUGGGGAGCGGCCGUACCCCUGCGCCCUGUGCGGGAAAGGUUUUGCCACCAAUUCCCGCCUGAAAUAUCAUCAGCGGAUCCAUUCAGGAGAGAGGCCUUAUCAGUGCAGCGACUGUGACAAGCGCUUCCGGCACAAGUCAGCUCUUGCCUCCCACCAAGGCAUCCACACCGGUGAGAGGCCUUAUAAAUGUACCGAGUGCGGGAGCAGCUUCCGCCGCCGGAACGGGCUUGUCAAGCACCAGAGGAUCCACACGGGGGAGCGCCCCUACCCGUGCACGGAGUGCGGGAAGAGCUUCAGCACGAGGAGCACGCUCACGGAUCACCAGAGGACCCACACUGGGGAGAGACCCUACAACUGCAGCCAUUGUGGGAAAAGCUUCAACCGGGUCUCACAACGCCGCAAACACCAGAGAAUCCACACAAAAAAGCGACCGGAAUGUGCCGAGUGCGGGAAAAGGUUCCGGAGUGAGAAGGAGCUCGCCACGCAUCAAAGGGUCCACACUGGAGAAAAGCCGUACCAGUGUCCCCAGUGUCAGAGGAGCUACCAUCGGAAGAACGAACUGGCCAAGCACCUGAAAAGCCAUGCAGGGAAGAAUCCGUAACCUCGUGCUUAUGGAAGCUGGGCGUGGACAGCACCACACUAGACAUGUACCAGCCCUCUGGGCCCAGCACUGCCCCAUUCCAGGAGUGUCUCCAAGAGACGUUAUCUGUGAGUUAGGAAAUGUGGGGAGGAAGAGGGAGUGGUCUUGGGAGGGCAGGGUGUGGUCAGGGAAGUAUCUCCCGACUGCUGCCCCUAUUCAGGGCCUGAGCCAGUAUUCCAAGGUGCAGGCGGGUCUGGAACCCUCUGUUUUUAAUAUUGAGGGAUUUAGCUGGUUCUGUAUGAUGCAUCCAGCCUCUCUUUCACCAGACCCACAGAGCAAGGCAGUCUGGGAAUUGUAGGCUCCAGAGAAGCCAGGACUGUAAUAGGCCUGUUGAGGAUGGGCUGAGGUGGAGUAUAUAAGAACCUGCCUUCCUUCAAAUGUGGGAGAGACUCAGAGGAAGCCGGGAGGGGUCUCUGAGAAGAAGGGGCAGCUUAUCUAUCAUUUGGUUUGGUUUGCUCAUUUUACAGAGGCUGAACUUUUGAUUUAGGGGUUGUGUACACACACAUUUGCACCAGUUUAGUUAAACCAGUACAAGCCCUGUAUGGACACUCUUAGUUAAGUUUAUUUGGGCUUAGAUUAAAUCUGUUCCUGGUCAGUUUAAAAUAAAUGAAGUAAGCCUGGUUUAAAGAGAGAAAAAAGUGUUCACAUGAGUUUUUGGCCCUUUUAACUAAAGAGGAUCAAUAUCAGACCUGUUAACUGGUGCAUGUAAACGUUUGGGAUUUGAAAUGCCUAUGGGACAUUCCCUACCUCGAGGGGGCUGGGUGGGGGUCUGUGCGAAUUCCAGAAAGCUCGGGGAAUGAAAAGCCCUGAACCACAGACUGGGCUAAGGGAAAAGGAUUUUGUUUUAAAGGAGGGCCAUGGCCAUGGCUCCUUGUUUGGUUUAGCGGAGUGACUGGCCUCCCAUGGCUCUGCUGAAGUGGAGCUGGAGAACUCCGUUCUCUUAAAUGCUGCCUCUUCUAAGUGCUGUAACUUGGAUUGCUUGGAAAGAUACAUAUGGAAACAGAUGGGGAAAGUUUCCCUCCGAAGUUGAAUCGUGCGCAGCCCCUGAAAAUUCCUACGAGAAAUGGCUGCUUUGUAAUAAACAUGCUCUGGUUCAACCACAGAAUACAGGCUUGGUGCGGGGAUUGCGGGGUGGGGUUCUGGGUCUAGGCUGUGCAGGAGGCCAGACUAGAUGAUCACAAUGGCCCCUUCUGGCCUUAAAAUCCAUGAUUAGACCUUUAGCUGUGUGGAUUGUGCAGAAGAAAAAGAACCCCGAGUAACUAUCUGUAGCCACGGUGCCAGGCUUUGCAGCGGGUGGGACAGGCAGCCUCCACCUGCCAAACCUCAUAUAUCAGAGCUACCGAAUCAAGGCCUAACACUGCAUUGGAUGCAAAGUCAGAGUGUCGGGGCAGGGAGCUCCCCAAAUUGCAGGUAGCCGCCGGGGAUGCUGAACAUCAGUAACCAAGUGUGUCAGCAGCUGGUACGGAGAGUGGGGAGGAAAAAUCAAACCGCAGAGCCCAGUGGUGUUGGAAUUGCAGCUGUUGGGAACCAGCUCUCGGAACACGCUGUGUGCUGAGCAGUUGCAUGGAAAACAGCUAGGUCUGUAAUAGUCAACUGGCUGGGUUCCUAGGGAUGCUCCGGCUGUAAAACUAAAUGUCCCAGAGCGAAACGGGAGAGCUACAGAGACAAAGGGCUGCUUCCAGCAACAGCUCCGGUGAAUUGAGAUCAGACCACCGAUGUGCAUAAGAAUGGCUAUACUGGAUCAGACCAAAGGUCCAUCUAGCCCAGUGUCCUGUCUACUGACAGUGGCCAAUGCCAGGUGCCCCAGAGGGAAUGAACAGAACAGGGAAUCGUCACGUGAUCCAUCCCCUGUCGCCCAUUCCCAGCUUCUGGCAACAGAGGCUAGGGACACCUUCCCUGCCAAACCUGGCUAAUAGCCAUUGAUGGACCUGUCCUCCAUGAACUUAUCUAGUUCUUUUUUGAAGCCUGCAGAGUGGGAGGGAUUGUGUUGUUGUUUUGUAGGGUACCAUUUUGACUGGUAAAGAUCACAGAGAUACUCGGGGCAUCCAUGCCCACAAGCCCCUGAAGACGCAGACACUUGGUCCUUCCUGUAUUGAGCAGUAUAACUUACCUAUGGCUGUGGGGACUGCUCCUCUGGGUUCUGCACUGGAGAUGAGUACACUUGGUGCCUCUCUUCCCCAGCUGAGAAAAAUCACCCCGACUCCCCCUAGCACCCGAACACCUUGCUGACCCCACCUCCCUGCACAGACUCUUGAGCUGAGCGGGCUCCAUGCUUGCUGUGGUAUGGCGUCUGCACAGUUCACCCAGGAAAAAAGGUGUCAAAUGGUUGUUUGCCGUUUCUUUCACGGAGAGAGGGGGAGGAUGUACCCAGAACCACCAGCAACAAUGUUUUUUGCCCCAUCAGGCACUGGUAUCUCAACCCAGAAUUCCAAUGGGUGGGGGAAACUGGGAACUAUGGGAUAGCUACCCACAGUGCAACGCUCCAGAAGUAGACGCUAGCCUCGGUACAUGGACACACACCCGCCGAAUUAAUGUGCUUAGUGUGACCGCGUGCACUCGACUUUAUACAAUGUUUCCUAAAAUUGGUUUCUGUAAAAUCAGAAUAAUCACGUAGUGUAGACAUACCCAGAGUCUCUCCACGCAAAGCCAGUUCCUCCCUGCUUCCUGGCCGGCCCAAGGAACCACCUCCUGCUGGUUCCCAGCCUGAAGGAACGCUCAGGAUCUGACGCCAGGGCGGUGGUACAGGGCAAGGCAGGAGGGUGGAAUCCUACUAGGAAGGGAGCUUUUGCUGUGACUACCACCCUUAUUUCCCCGCAGCCAGGAAUCCUCCCCUCCCUGCUCCGGCAUGGCUGUCCCUGCCUCUGUCAACUCCUCCACCAAUAUUAACCAUUUCCCUGGUGCCAGCCUCGUUUCCAAGGGUUACAGUGUGUUCCACUGAUCUGCUCAGUGGCUUCUCGUUAGAUACAGCAAUGCUAUGACUGGUAUCCGGAGAGCUCACAAUGAAGGGGAGCCAGGUCCGGGUACAAACCUCGCCUGGAAAAGGCAGUUCCUGUGUCCCUCUGUGCCUGGGCAAGUCACUUCCCUUCUCGCUCCAUUUUCCCUCUGAAAGAGGGACUCUCGUGCUUUCUGUGGGGGAUAAAGUUUGUCCGAUGCCCGGGAAGAGGUCCAGCAUUACAGAGCUCUGCCAACGAAAUGAGCGCAGCUGUUCUAACUGGAGGCGAGAGGACGAACGUGAACUCAGCCCAGGCAGCUGUAGAGGAGCUAAAUAUUUCCUGCUAUUAAGCUUCUCUCACUUUCUUUGCUGGGCGUUUGGUUUCGUUCCACCACGAGGCCGUAGCCUGACGCUGCAGAGUGGAAUGCCUCGAAAUGUGUUUCCCUUUGAGGAUCAAAAUGUGCCUAUAGUUGGCAGGUCAGAAUCAGCUGCUGCUGCCCUCCAAAAGCACCUGCCAGACAGCUAAGAAUUAAGGAGCUGGGUGUGGCUUGAAAGCUUGUCUACCCAAUAGUGGCUGGUCUGAUAAAAGACAUCACCUCCCCGACCUUGUCUCUCUAAUCUCCUGGGACUGACACAGCUACCACACCACUGCCAUCGAGGCAGUUCUGUUCCAUAUCCGGGGCAGCGCUGGGGGGGGUUGUGGGGGCUAUUGCCACCCCAAUAUUUGCCUUAGUCCUCCCAUAGCCACCCCUCCCAGAGCUGUGCGCCCGGCCAGCAGCUGCCACCAGCUCUGGCCACCCAGUUCCCGCCGCUGGGGCAGUCUCCCCUUCUGUGGCUGGUGUGGCACUGGGGGAGCUUGCCCAACGCUAGAGGUGGGGGUGCCCAAGUGGGUCUCCGCUGAGCGGGGGGCGGAGGAAGGGUGCCUCUGGCUCAGGAGUGAGAGCUGCAGCUGCUUCUGCACUGAACAAGCAUUCAGGCUCCUGAGGGUUUGAUUUAAAGAGACAGCGCACUGACACACUCAGGCACACAGGCCCCACACACACUCACACAGUCUCUCACAUGCGCUCCCACAACACACACACACACUCUCUCUCUCUCUCCCUGCAACAUGCACAGUUUCUCUCGCUCUCACAUCCUUGUAUUAUUGUUGUUACUUCUUGGUACUUCCUGUUGAAAUGCGCAAGACACACACAUUCUGGUAUCUUUCAGAGUUCAUUCAGGAUCACAGUGCUGUUAUUUUAGUUUCUGGUCUGGUCUGUGCAUUUCAUAAUUUUAUUUCUCUCUUAUGCUUAAAUUGAAUUCUUUGAGUAGCCAGUGCUAAAAUGCCUAACCUGUCCUGGCUGGAGUAAUUAUCAUUGUUACAUAUUGUGCUUUGUCAUUUAUUAUUUAAAGUGGUACAGUCAAAUAGUAAUAUUAUGCGACUAGAAUGUAAAUUUAGCUUGUACUCACCUUAGCAGUGCUAGUAAACGCAUAACUUUAGACACUGUGCAGAUGAAGGUUGCUUAUUUUCAAAUUGUAUUUUUAAUUAUAUCUGUAAAAUAAUUUAAUACAGAUGAAAAUAAAUGUGGUACCAUGUCUGCUACUAAUAGUAAUGACAGACUCAAACGUUAGUGAAUCAUGUACAUGAUUGAGAUCAGUAAAUGUAAAUGCUGAAUUAAUCAGAAAAAUAAAUUCCUGUUAAUAAAAGAGAAAAACUUAACCAUGUUAAAAUUAAGUAAAUAUGUUUAUAGUGGAGUGAGAAACAAUUGACUGAAAUAGAGUAGAUAAUGGCAGUAACACAGUGUGUCUGUAAGCAGAUUUUAUUUAUUUUUAUUUAUCUCUACUAUCGAUAGUGUACAAAGUAACAAACUUGUGUUGCUGAUAUCUGUGUUAAGGCUCCAAAACUGACACCUCAAAGUUUGGGAUUGGGAGUAUCGUGCUGUAUUAUCUUCUAAUCGUUCUAAAUUUACAUAUAAACUUAAAAUGUGGCUUUAA
Gopherus flavomarginatus (Mexican gopher tortoise) is the source of this 6647-nucleotide messenger RNA. RefSeq names its product zinc finger protein OZF-like. Gene Ontology annotation, molecular function: DNA-binding transcription factor activity; RNA polymerase II cis-regulatory region sequence-specific DNA binding. Bases 179 to 1702 code for a protein of 507 amino acids. The transcript is spliced from 4 exons. Lineage: Eukaryota; Metazoa; Chordata; Testudines; Testudinidae. The record is from RefSeq and is a predicted model, not a curated record. Gene Ontology annotation, biological process: regulation of immune system process; regulation of cytokine production; negative regulation of transcription by RNA polymerase II.